CAGCCUCCAAGUGACAAAACUCAAACAAACCCUGUCUUUUCUCAGUAUCUGUUUCAUGCUUUCUUGAAGAAGUGAAGAACAAAUUAAAAUAAAAGCUCCAUAAAAAACCAAACAAGAAGAAGAAGAAUGGCAUCUUUUAUCUCAUCAACUUACAACACACCCCCUUUACUAAACCACCACCACCCUAAAUUCAACCCCCAAUUAUCUUUUCUUAUCUCCCACCAUCCAAACCCUAAAUAUUAUCUUAAAAAAAGACACUUGUUAUGCUUUGCUGCAAAACAACAAAAUGGGCCAGUCAAAAAGAGACAAUCUUCAACUAAUAACAAGAAACCAGUCAAAAAUAAGGGUAAAAAUGGUGGCUUUAGUAGUAAGGGUUUUGUAACUGAGCUUGAAAAUGAGGAUGAUGGUGUCUUUGAGGAGACUACUUCUUCUUCUUCUGGUGGUGGUGGUGGUGCUGGGAAAGUGAGGUAUCAACCGUUACCGUUGCCGAAACCGCCUGCUGGGUUUCUUGUGGAUGAUCAAGGGAGAGUUGUUGCGGUUUCGGAUAGACGAAUUGCUACUAUUGUUGAUCCUGCAAAUAAUUUUCCAUUAGAGUGUGUUAUUAGAAGAGUUUUUAGAAGUUCACAAGGGGAUGAAUGUAUGCUACUAUGCCCCAUUGAUACGCCAGUCCAGAUACUAAAGAGCACAAAUUUCGAAGGAUGGUCAGCUCUUAGCGAUGAUGAAGUUGAGUCAAUCCUCCCUACUGCCUCCUACGCUCUCGCCAAGAUUCACAUGCAUCUUGUAUAUAGUGGGUUUUGCUAUACAGCUCGUGGAGGAUUUUGCUACACUGAGGAUGACAUAUUUGAAUGUGGCACAGAUGAUGGUCAAGCUUUGGAUGGCUUGCCUACUGAAGGCGUUGAAAUAACAUGCUUUCAGCUGGAUGGUUCUCAUUACAUGAUCUACACCCCAUCUGAUCCACUUUUGUUUGUAGCUGUGAAGGAUGGCAAUGGUCAACUGCGGAUUGCUGAUGAUGAGGUACUCGAGGACCCUUUGACAGUUAGUGCAAUAGAUGAGGAAACCGAGUUCAACGCUUUGGUGGAAGAAGAGGCUGCUCUGUUGGAUUCACUACUAGGGAAAAGGUAGCAGAUUUCAUGAAAUACUGUGAACAGAUGAAAACCAGUGUAGUAAACAAUUUUUGGUUGUAGAUGUUAACGAAAACAACCCUUUCAUUAUAUUCUUAAAAAAACUAAGUCUGUAUAUAUGUUUUUUUUUACAGUC
This is a messenger RNA of Erigeron canadensis, 1257 nucleotides long. RefSeq lists its product as uncharacterized. The coding region runs from base 127 to 1122 and encodes 331 amino acids. The record is from RefSeq and is a predicted model, not a curated record. NCBI's taxonomy places the organism in Eukaryota, Viridiplantae, Streptophyta, Magnoliopsida, Asterales, Asteraceae. The transcript has 10 exons.